GUUCACAUGACACGCGCUUGUCAGGCGUUGAACGCGCGUUAUCGCGGCCGCCAUGGUUCAGUCAAUAGAGUUGUUAUAUUUGUCGAAGAUGGACGUAGAAACAGUUUUAACGGUGAUUUUAUACCGACGAUGGCAGAAACGACGCGACAGAAGACGGAGAUAUUGGGUCCACCCAAUUUUGUCACACAGGCUGACUGAAAGCCAGUACAUAAUUUUGUAUCCUAAGUUAAGGCAAUUCGGACCCAAAUUUUUUAACUACUUCAGAAUGUCCAUCAAGUCAUUUGAUGACUUACUGGCUCUCAUAAACGAUGAACUCGUAGCAGAUAAAAACGCUGUGCGAUAUAGCAUUUCACCAGAAGAAAAACUCAUAAUUACAUUGAGAUAUUUGGCCACAGGAUGUUCACUUGGGACAUUAAGCUACGAUUAUAGAAUUGGAAAAUCUACUGUGGCUACUAUAAUACCACAUGUAUGUGAAACUAUUUGGAGAAAAUUGAGACCCAUUGUUAUGAGUGAACCAACGAAAGAAAAGUGGUAUGAAAUAUCCACGAUAUUUGAAAAGAACUCAAAGUUUCCAAAUUGUUUGGGAGCCUUGGACGGGAAACAUAUACGGUCAAUCCAGCCUGAACACACGGGUUCCAUGCAUUAUAACUACAAACACUUUUUUUCGCUAGUUUUAUUGGCGCUAGCGGAUGCAAACUAUGGUUUUGUGUGGGUUGACAUAGGUGCCUAUGGUAAAAACAGUGACUCAGGAUAUAACUUUUUGUACGUAAGCAUUGGAAGUCAAGGAAGAAUAUCCGAUGGAGGGGUCUUCAACAACUGUGAAUUGAACGAAAAAAUACAAAAUAAUGCACUGAAAAUUCCUGAGCCCACUGAUGCCUUGCCAGCAAGAACGGAAGAAGUUCCAUAUUACUUUGUUGGAGAUGAAGCUCUUGCUCUAUCCGAAAAUAUGAUGAAAGUAUAUUCAGGAUAUCAUGAACGUGGUUCUAAAGAAAGAAUAUACAACUACCGACUUUGCAGAGCUCAUAGAGUGGUGGAAAAUGCGUUCGGCUUAUUAUCUGCAGUUUUAAGGGUUUUGCGGAAACCAAUGCUGACAACCGGAGAUGUGGAAAAAGUAUUCAACUUAGCUGCUGUCUUGCAACUGGGGAGUAGUGUGACGGCGAUUUGCGUAUCUGGAUUCAUUGCCACCACGGUAGGUGGUACAGUCGAGUAG
Molecule: messenger RNA, 1210 nt
Organism: Acanthoscelides obtectus
Lineage: Eukaryota; Metazoa; Arthropoda; Insecta; Coleoptera; Chrysomelidae
Source: the annotation of a GenBank genome assembly